UCAUCUAUGUUUAGUGUUCGAGGAAUCAGUUCAUGCAUCAAAGGCCAAAAGUCAGUGUUGACCUCUCUUGGUCCUUUGGGAAGGGACGUCGAGAGCUUGGCACUGUGUAUGCGGGCGCUGCUCUGUCAGGACAUGUUCUCCUUGGACCCCACCGUCCCUCCCAUACCAUUCAACCAAGAGGUGUAUGAGAGCUCAGAGCCCCUGAGGAUUGGUUAUUAUGAGAACGACGGGUACCUGCAGCCGUCCCCAAGCAUGGCCAGGGCCUUCAGGGAGACCAAGGACCUGCUUGAGAGAGCAGGGCACACGCUGGUUCCAUUCCAACCCCUUCGGCUCUACCAUGCCUUCCAUGAGUUGACUGUCAGAGGAAUCUUGGGUGAUGGAGGUCGUACCCUCUUCAGUCAUCUGCAGGCAGGCCCCAUUGACCCAUGUCUCCGUGCUCAGGCCAACAUGUUGAGCAUUCCAGGCUUCAUAAAGAAGCUAAUUUCUAUUGUUCUCAAGCCUUUUUAUCCACGGUUAUCUGCAAACAUGGAUGCAAGUCUUGGAUUUGGGUCUGUGGCAGAAUUGUGGAGACAACAUGCAAAUAUUGAGGAAUACAUACAGGAGGUGAUAGCAGAGUGGAGGAGACUGAAUGUAGAUGUUUUGCUGUGUCCCAUGCUUGGACCAGCCUUCAAUUUCCGUUACUGCGGGAGUCUCAACAGUGCUCUGAGUUACACCAUCCUGUACAACCUGCUGAACUUCCCUGCCGGGGCCGUGACCGUGUCUACAGUGACGGAGGACGACGAGGCACAGCUCCGUCACUACAAGGGUGUCCAUGGGGAUGUGUGGGACAAACUCUUCGUUAAGGCGGUGAAGGGUGGCGUUGGUCUCCCUGUGGCAGUGCAGUGUGUGUCUCUGCCGUGGCAGGAUGAAAUGUGUCUGCGCUUUAUGAGAGAGGUGGAACAGCUCACAGCCCAGAGCAAACUCACCAGGAAACAUUAAUGACUGAAAUUCUGCUGCAUAUGUUUGUGGGCUGCUAACGGUUCAGUCUCGGGUGAGUCAUGAGCAGACCUGCUCUGAAUCUGUGACCGCAGAAACAUCCACAGAUGUUCUAGGAAACUCACAAAUCCUAUAUAUUGUUCAUCAAAAGUUUUAGCUGAUAUGAUGAUGCUUUCAGCUAAGAAGAAGUCUGGUACUCUUAACUCUGUAUGAUGCAUAUAUACCAUUGUACAUUUUUAAUAAUGUUUACUAAUGAUUGUCACUGUGAUUGUGUGUUAAGGUUUUGGAAGAAAUAAUGAUACUGUAAUGUUCAUUUACUUAUUUUUUCAAUGUUAAAAUACUUUUUCUUUUUUCAGAUUAAUAUUCUGAAAUUACUAUAAGUAAGCCAUUUGUAUGUUUGUCAACCAGUGGCAGGCGGGAAGAAUCUAUGUGAAAUCAGGCUUUAUUUUUCACAAUAACGUUUGGUGAAGAUAGUGCUGCUGAAAUUGCACACCUUAAAGGUGACAUAUCAUGAAAAUCUGACUUUUCCAGGUUUUAAGUGCUAUAAUCAGGUCCCCGGUGCAUCUA
Messenger RNA from Sinocyclocheilus rhinocerous, 1542 nucleotides. Its product is annotated as fatty-acid amide hydrolase 1-like. The record is from RefSeq and is a predicted model, not a curated record. The transcript is spliced from 10 exons. Gene Ontology annotation, molecular function: amidase activity; fatty acid amide hydrolase activity. The annotation marks the transcript as partial. Gene Ontology annotation, biological process: fatty acid catabolic process. NCBI's taxonomy places the organism in Eukaryota, Metazoa, Chordata, Actinopteri, Cypriniformes, Cyprinidae.